This is a messenger RNA of Columba livia (rock pigeon), 3150 nucleotides long. RefSeq names its product acid phosphatase 2, lysosomal (gene ACP2). Bases 97 to 1374 code for a protein of 425 amino acids. Gene Ontology annotation, cellular component: lysosome. The record is from RefSeq and is a predicted model, not a curated record. NCBI's taxonomy places the organism in Eukaryota, Metazoa, Chordata, Aves, Columbiformes, Columbidae. Gene Ontology annotation, molecular function: acid phosphatase activity. Gene Ontology annotation, biological process: dephosphorylation; lysosome organization. The transcript has 11 exons.
CCGCGGCGCUUCCGGUGCGCGCAGGAGAACGGUGUCCGUGCGGGCCCGCGGGCGGCAGCGGUUGGGUUCCGCGCGGCGGCGGUGUGGGGAAGCGCCAUGGCGGCCGGUCCAUCGGGGCGCGCCUGGGGAGGUGCCGUCCUGCUCCUCCUGGCGCUGUGCCUGCAGCCGCCGCCCGCCCGCCCCCGCAGCCUCCGCUUCGUAACGCUGGUGUACCGGCACGGAGACCGCUCGCCCAUCAAGGCCUACCCGCGGGAUCCCUUCCAGGAGGCCGCCUGGCCCCAGGGCUUCGGGCAGCUCACGCAGGUGGGGAUGCGGCAGCAGUGGGAGCUGGGCCAGGCCCUGCGACGGCGCUACCGGGGCUUCCUCAGCGACACGUACCGGCGGCGGGAGAUCUUCAUCCGCAGCACAGACUGUGACCGGACGCUGAUGAGCGCGGAGGCCAAUCUGGCAGGUCUGUAUCCCCCGGAGGGACACCAGAUGUUCAACCCCAACAUCUCCUGGCAGCCUAUCCCUGUGCACACGGUGCCAGAAUCCGAGGAAAGGCUACUGAAGUUUCCUUUGACCCCCUGUCCACGGUAUGAACAGCUACAGAAUGAAACUCGGCACUCAGCAGAGUACAUAAAUAAGACCAAAGAGAAUUGGCAAUUCCUGCAGAUGGUAGCAAAUGAGACUGGGAUCCGGGAUGUCUCUCUCGAGGGUAUUUGGAGCGUGUAUGACACACUGUUCUGUGAACGAGCACACAAGAUGGAUUUGCCUGUAUGGGUGACACAAGAUGUCAUGACUCGGUUGAAGCAACUAAAAGACUUUGGGUUUGAAUUUCUGUUUGGGAUCCGCAGUCGGGUAGAGAAAGCUCGUCUGCAAGGCGGGGUCCUGCUGGAUCACAUAAGGAAAAACCUAACCAAAGCAGCAAAUGUUUCUGCCCACCAGAACCUGAAACUACUUGCCUAUUCAGCACAUGACACCACACUUGUGGCACUGCAGAUGGCUCUAGAUGUCUACAACAAGAUUCAACCACCAUACGCCUCAUGUCAUUUAUUUGAGCUGUACCAAGAGGAUGAUGGUAACUUCUCUGUGGAGAUGUUCUUCCGGAAUGAGAGCGGGAAGGAACCUUUCCCACUGACAAUCCCUGGCUGUCAGCAUAAAUGCCCAUUGCAAAGAUUCUUGGAACUCACAGAUGCCGUUGUUCCCCAGGACUGGAAACAAGAAUGCGAGGUACCAAGCACCAUGCGUGACACAGAACUGUUUGUAGGUCUGGCUGUGUGUGGAUCUAUUCUCCUUCUCCUUAUAAUCCUCCUCUUGACUGUACUCUUUCGCAUACAGUCUCAGCCCCCCGGCUACCGGCACGUUUCCAAUGACGGAGAAGAGCAGGCUUGACAGCUGCUUGAACUCCUUCCCAGGGAGUAGGAGGGAGAAGUGUUGCCCCUAAGGAUGAUUGGGCACCAUCAGUUACUGAGCAUUCUUCUGCUUUGGCUGUUGCUUCCCAGAGUGAAGCUGGAUUUGAUUUUUGGCUGCUUUCUAAAAGUGACGUCUCAGAGAGAGAGGACUGAGCUACUCUAAUGGAAAUGACACCUUAAUUCUGAAGCCAGUAUACUGUGUGGUGCCCGCAAUUCUCAUACACCUUCCGUAGUCAUAUUCCCAACAUGGCCAGUUGGAGCUGGUCAAGUUUUCCUCCUUUCAGUGAUUGUAAAUGUUAACACUCACCAUGACUGUGGCAGAGGUCCUUGGGCCUCCAGCAGCUGCCACAUCCAGUGCAGUCAGGAGUCGCUUCUCUCUUCAAGGUCAACCUGCUUUGAGUGAUUUUUCUCUCAAGCCGUUGGGCUGAUGAUGGUUGGAAGGCUGGGCUUGGAGCAGAGGGCACAGGUCACCAACAAUGCACCAAGACUCAUCUGCUGUCCAUGCAGAGGGAACUGCUGCAGAGGAUGGCACAGUGAAAAGUGUUUCUUGAGGCUGCUAAGUACCUGCUGCUGGCAACUAUCUUUUUUUCCCUCCUCACACUGUGGUUCAAGAGAGAACUGGCCUGAAAUCAGGACAAGAUCAAAAAACUGGCAGUAGUUUUUAGGAUUCAGCUCAGAGUGUAUGAUAUGAUCCAAAAAACCUCUAAGAGCAUCAUCAGAGAGAUGAAUUCCUGUAACCACAGCAAACCCGUACCCAAUUUCUAGUGCAACGUUGGCUCUAGAAAAGAGAGUCCCUGUAGAUAAGAAACCUGGGCCUGUCUCAAGAUUCAGCCUUUGAAUUCAACUUCCCCACCUCUGAACUUCAAGUACCUAUUACAGGGAGUAUCCUGCACUGCAGGCAAUCCAGAUUUCAGCUACAAGCGCCUUCUCCUGGGUUUAUGCUGUAAUUAAAGAGAUGUAGCAAAGCUGUUAACCUAAGACUAGAUUAAAUGGCAAGUUGUGUAGUUUUUCUUCCUAUCUUCCCUACUGGAUGGACAACAAACAAACAACACCCCCUCCCACCAUUAAGGAUUGGGAUUUGCAGGUGACUCUGGAUCUCUUUAUUUGCCGUGCUUUGGCAUUUUGUCCAAAGUGUGACUCUUCCUCCAGGCUGGCCUCUCUGCGCACUGCAGCUGCUGCAGGGAGUUUCAUGCCAAGUUCUCACCACUUGCCUUGCAGCCUUUGGCAGAAAGUGAGAGACUGCAGCAAGCACAAGCAGCACAGACUCUUCACGUGGUGAUGCUGCACAUUCACUUCCCACUUUUACUUCCCUUUCUGGUGCAGUUCCCAUCCCCUCUUGGCGGCAGAAGCCAGUUCUUAGGGUACAGACAUUUCCUUUUCUUCCCCUAUGGAGUACUGUGGGGACUUUUCCCUACUCAUAAUUGGCAUCUGCCAGCAUGGGAACUGUACAUCAGCAGAAGCAGCUUGCUGUUCUCAGCAUCUUCCUCACCUUUUUUGUCGUCUGAAGAUAUCAUCUAGGUCUCCUGCACAGCCAGACAGUCAUAAAGAAAAAGCUGCUGCCUGUGAGAACAGGCACAAGAAGGAGGUAAUCGAAAGUGCAUUUCAGAGGACCAGAUCUGUUAUUUUUAAAGGCAACAAAUUUUGCACACACAGAGGAAAGGUUUCUAUGAUGAUUUAGACAUUUUGACUGUGAAUGACUUUCUGUAAUUGUUCCAAUAAAUUUCCUUUUCAUUAUUAAAAUCAAAUUCACACUGAA